UGGCCGGGCGGGCUGACACUACCUGCAGGUGGCUCCUCUUCCGCCUCUCCUGACCACCCCCAGACGCCGCGCCGGCUGCCGUGGGAGCGCCUUUGUGUCCGGCCCCGAGAGCCCGCGACGGCCGCUGCGCGCCCGGGUCCAUUGUUUCGCUUCUGUCUCUUCCGGGCAGGUGCCCGCGGCGCGCGGGGCCCGCACGUGCCAAAGCGGCGGCAGGAGGGCAGGGACCCGCGGGCGCCGGCAGGGGCGUCCCGGGCGCGCGGCGCGAGAUGAAGUACCUGAAGCCUUGGUGGUCGGACGGCGGCGGCCUCCUGCACCUCACCAUCCUGCUGAGCUUGGCGGGGCUCCGCCUGGACGUGGACCUGGACCUCUACCUGCUGCUCCCGCCGCCCACCCUGCUCUGGGAUGAGCUCCUGCUCGCUGGUGGCCCGACGAGCUCCGCCUACGCGCUCAGCCCCUUCCCGGCCUCGGGAGGGUGGGGGCGCGCGGACCAGCUGCACCCCAAAGGCCGCGAGCCGGACCCCGAGGCGGAGCCCGAGGGCCGGCUGCUUCGGGAGGUUCGCGCGCUGGGGGUCCCCUUCAUUCCCCGCACCCGAGUGGAUGCGUGGCUCGUGCACAGCGUGGCGGCCGGGGAAGCCGACGGGGCCCACGGGCUGCUCGGCGCCGCCGCCGCCGCCUCCUCCGCCGGAGGAGUCGGCGCCAGUGUGGACGACAGCAGCCAGGCUGCGCCGGGGGAUGGCGGGGACCCCCGAGCGGCUGCAAGUAGCCCCUUGGCAGCCGGGGAAGAGGAGAAGGCACCGGCAGAACCGACGGCUCAGGUGCUGGACGCCGGCGGCCACGCGAACCAGGAGAAUGAAGUACUAAGAGAGAGGCAUGAAGCUGUGGAUCACAGCUCCCAGAAUGUGGAAAAUGAGCAAAGAGUUUCAGCCCAAGAAAAAUCACUACCACAGAAGAAUGAGGAUGAAAGUAAAAUAGCAGAUAAACCUGACUGGGAGGCAGAAAAGACCACUGAACCUAGAAAUGAGAGAUCUCUAAAUGGGACAGAAACAGCUUUCUCUCUGGAAGACUUAUUUCAGAUGCUUCCAUCACAGCCUGAAAAUUCACUGGAGGGCAUCUCCCUUGGAAAUACUUUUCUGGGAAGUAUCAAUGAUGGCAUGAAUUCUUCAACACACAGUGUAAACUUUAGCCAAGCUAUAAGUCACGAUGUGAAUCUCCAUGAGGCCAUGUUGCUGUGUCCUGACAAUACAUUUAGAAGAGAACCAGUAGCAAGGACUUCACAACCACAAGAAUCAUUUCUGCAGUUAAAUUCUCAUACUACCACUCCUGAACAGACCCUUCCUGGAACUAAUCUGACAGGAUUUCUUCCCGUUGUUGGCAGUCAGAUGAGGAAUCUAACAAGUCAAGAUCUUCUGCAUGACCUCGAUAUAAACAUAUUUGAUGACAUAAAUUUAAUGUCUUUGGCCACAGAAGGUUUUGAUCCAAUGGAAGUGUCUCACCUUUUUGAAGAACCAGAUUCAGAUUCUGGGCUUUCCUUAAAUUCAAGCCACAAUAGGACCUCUGUCACCAAGUCUAAUUCCUCUCAGUCUGUGUGUGAAGGCGCUGCAGGUUGUAGUAGUGACCUUGAAUCUCUUUCCCACCAUGACUUGGAAGGAGCUGUAGGAGGGUACUACCCAGAACCCAGUAAGCUUUGUCACAUGGACCAUAGGAGUGAUUCUGGUUUUUGUGGGGACCUUGCAUUUCAACACAUUUAUCAUAACCACACUUACCACCUACAGCCAAGUGUCCUAGAUUCCACUUCUAGAUCUUUUUCAUGGCAUGGGAAGUCACAGAAAGUGAGUAAGUACCUCAAUGACACAGACAGAAACUUAAGCCGUGAUGAGCGGCGUGCUAAGGCUCUGCAUAUCCCUUUUUCUGUAGAUGAAAUUGUCCGUAUGCCCGUUGAUUCUUUCAACAACAUGCUAAGCAGGCACUACCUGACAGAUUUACAAGUGUCACUCAUCCGUGAUAUCAGAAGAAGAGGGAAAAAUAAAGUUGCUGCUCAGAACUGUCGAAAACGCAAACUGGACAUAAUUCUGAAUCUUGAAGACGAUUUAUGUAACUUGCAAGCCAAGAAAGAAAUCCUUAGGAGAGAAAGAGCCCAGUAUAACAAAGCUAUUAACACAAUGAAACAAAAACUGCAUGACCUUUAUCAUGACAUUUUUAGUAGGUUAAGAGAUGAUGAUGGUAGGCCAGUCAAUCCAAACCAGUAUGUUCUUCAGUGCAGCCAAGAUGGAAGUGUUUUGAUUGUACCUAAGGAACUGGCGACCUCAGGCCACAAAAAAGAAAACCGUAAGGGAAAAAGAAAGUGAGGAAAUUAAAGACAGAUUCCAUUAAGACGUAUAAGGUUAUCAAACGGGUACAUAGCCACAAACCACCGAAACUGCUUCAAAGUUUGGCUCAAGUAUCUUUUACUACUGCUACUUGAAUCACUCAGGGCUACGUUUUGAAGCUUUUGGACAAAUUUGUGGUUAGUUUUGGGGAAGCCACAACUUUUCAUGAAGCCUGACUGCAUUAUACGCAGGACUCCUGACAGUCCAGUCACUUGGUUGCCACUUUUUUGUUUUUUUUUGGUGACUUGAAAUGCAAUGUAAUUUAGCUUUUAGCUUUAAGUAUUUUAGCACUGUAGUUACCACUGAAUAUAUGGAGUCUUAGUAUGAAUACUUAAUUUACAACUUUAUGUGGAAACAAAUUUUGUAUUUGAAUUUAUAAAAAUUUCUUAUAUAGAAAUUCUAACCAUAUUUAUCUUGGGUAUUUGUUCUCCACAAAACCCACAUUCAGGUAUACAGGUGAUAUACGUAGCCAACAGGGCAGCAUAGUGUGGCUUUCAGUAUUUGCACAAAAAUUGGCUUAAGUCCAAUCAGUCACCCCUUGGACUUACCCAACUUCUAAACCAAGGUGCCAAGGAACAUUGGGGCUUCAAAACAUGUCUAAGGACAAAGACCUUUACACAGGUUUAUGCCUCUUUUAAGUACACACAGCUACUUGCAUAUAGAGAAAUAGACCUACCUAGCAAGUUCAACCAGCCUGUAGAAAUGUUUGCACAUCUAUAACAUGGAUCUCUCCCCCAAAAGGCCUCAACAUAGUAAUGUGAAAACGUUACAAGCAACACAAGCCAACAGUAGGGGAAAGGAGAAGUCAGUUGAGUAUGGGCUUUACAACCAAAUAAAACCUGGAAUAAUUGGAACC
Molecule: messenger RNA, 3222 nt
Organism: Callorhinus ursinus (northern fur seal)
Lineage: Eukaryota; Metazoa; Chordata; Mammalia; Carnivora; Otariidae
Gene: NFE2L3
Product: NFE2 like bZIP transcription factor 3
Biological process (GO): regulation of transcription by RNA polymerase II
Cellular component (GO): nucleus
Molecular function (GO): DNA-binding transcription factor activity, RNA polymerase II-specific; RNA polymerase II cis-regulatory region sequence-specific DNA binding
Source: RefSeq, a predicted model, not a curated record